Rhipicephalus microplus (southern cattle tick) is the source of this 5264-nucleotide messenger RNA. RefSeq names its product sphingomyelin synthase-related protein 1-like. The record is from RefSeq and is a predicted model, not a curated record. Gene Ontology annotation, biological process: ceramide biosynthetic process. Lineage: Eukaryota; Metazoa; Arthropoda; Arachnida; Ixodida; Ixodidae. Gene Ontology annotation, cellular component: endoplasmic reticulum membrane; plasma membrane; Golgi membrane. Gene Ontology annotation, molecular function: protein binding; ceramide cholinephosphotransferase activity; sphingomyelin synthase activity.
ACAGCCGCUUGGGUGUUGUGUGUUGCUGCGGGGCCAGCGGGGCUGCGAGAGGCGUGCGGGGAAGUGAGCUCCCUGCAUCGCAGGCGAAGCGUCAAGUCGUGCGAUGUGCCGCAGACAGAUGGGCGACGACGUCGCUCCAGCUCCGACCCAGGACUUGUCCUCACAUCAGCUGUAAAACUGCCGACAGCGCGAACGCGACGGGCCGCGAUGGUGGCUGAGAAGCCAGUCGAAGAGUGGACCGUAGGUGACGUCGGCGAAUGGCUGCACGAAGUCGUUGGCAAGUACCAAGCGACUUUCGGCGAGCACCUGAUUGACGGGCGCGCUCUGCUGACCAUCUCGGAGUCAGACCUGCGGAAGCCGCCUCUCGAGAUUCGGCUUCUGGGGGACAUCAAGAACCUGAUGAUCUGCAUCCGAGAGCUGCAGUGGCAGAACGUGGCCGCUGUCAGGCAGCUGAUGGGACCGGGCGAGCUGGUGCCCGCGUCGGCCGCAGUGCAGACCAUGAGCCGUCGAAAUUCGACACGCAAGAGGCGCGGCUCCUCGGACGGCACAGCGCCGUCGACCGACGUUUCGUUCGAGUACGAAGACGAUGAGAACUCCGACGACGGUAGCUACUCCGCCGCAACGGCCGGCGCAAACAGUGGCGCUUGCAAGCAGCGCCGUUUCAAACCCGAGAUCUGGAAGACGGUGGUUGGCAUGCUCUACUUCCUCGCGGUCACCUGGAUCACCGCCAUCGUGAUGGUCAUUGUGCACGACCGCGUUCCGGACAUGCAGACGUACCCGCCGCUACCCGACAUAUUCCUGGACAACGUGCCGCACAUUCCCUGGGCCUUCGCCAUGUGCGAGUUCACGGGCCUCGUCCUCUUCAUCGUGUGGGUGAGCAUACUGGUCUGCCACCGACACCGCUUCAUCCUGCUCCGGCGCAUGUUUUCUCUGUUCGGCUCCGUUUUCCUGCUCCGCUGCAUCACGAUGCUAAUCACUUCUCUCUCGGUUCCCGGCAAGCACCUCCAGUGCAAGGCUCGGCACGUCGGCGACUUUUCGGAGAAGAUAGCCCAGGCCUUCGUCAUAUGGCAGGGCGGCGGCAUGCUGAUUCAAGGGGUGCGCACCUGCGGCGACUACAUGUUCAGCGGACACACGACCGUGCUGACGCUUCUCAAUUUCUUCAUCACCGAGUACACGCCGCGCUCCUAUUACUUCCUUCACACCACCUCCUGGGUUCUCAAUCUCUUCGGCAUCUUCUUCAUCCUGUCGGCUCACGAACACUACUCCAUUGACGUGUUCAUCGCCUUCUACAUUUCGACCAGGCUCUUCCUCUAUUACCACACACUGGCGAACAAUAGGGCGCUCAUGCAGAUGGACAGCAAGCGGACGAGAAUCUGGUUUCCGCUCUUUUAUUUCUUCGAGUCCGGAGUGGACGGUAUUGUUCCCAACGAGUACGACUCGCCCCUCAGUUUGCUAAAGUGGUUCAAACGCAAGGCCGCAAACAUCGCCGUCAAGUUCAAAUUCACGAAGACCUUAUAGUGCCCACAACGCGAGCACAAGCUGCGCCGAGAUGUAACUAACCCCUUCAGGUCUGGUAUAUUUUCUUUAAAAUUUGUCGCCACAGAUUUUUGUACGCGGCACUUGCGAAUAUUGUCUAAUAAGACUGGGGUACUACUGCUUUACAAGACGAGCAUGUCUUGCAUUCGAGCUUCAUACGUGAUACAUGUGCACUAACGUUCACUGCUCUCGGCAUCACUUGUGUGCCAACACCCUUUCGCCACACGUUACGAGGAUUUGCGAAUUUCCACACCACAAAAUAGGUCUCAAUCUGCAAUGGAACCAGUGAAUGCUCGUUCAAACUGUAUUGUUUGUAUUUGGGUAGCACAAUACCUCCGUAAUGUUGCAUGUUCUGUGCUAUGCUGUUUCAUUGUUACCUUUGUGCCCUCGUAUGUCUAAUUUGAGUGCAUUCGGUAUGAUGAGUGGUCAGUGAUGUAUUCGAACUUUCAGCCAUGCAACAUCGUUUCCAAGUUUUCCGCAUGCUUUGUCAGCACGUCAACUUACCAGUGCUGUUAGUCCCCUUUACUUUUUUUUUUUUUUCUUUCGUUCCUCUCAGGCAAUUCCCAGAUACCCUCUACGGGCACCUCUACAGGCAUCCGAGACAUUGUCCACAAAGAAUGAUUUUGCUGGCGCAUUUAAAUGUUCUCGUGAAUUUUAGUGGACGCUUAGCUUUUUAUCUGCACGUGACAUUGAAUUCAUGGUCGCGUCGAUGGCAGGAUUGGUCGUCGGGAUUGCCGGUAAACGCUCCAGCCUGAGCCAUUAUCAUAACGGCUAGAUAACUCCCAAAAAUGAGGCAUCAUUUUUUAAAUGCUCUCUGCAGUUUCCCGACAUGCUGAAGUUCUAAGCAGACUUCAUGUGUGUUUGCAGAUUUUUGUACCACAUCAAUGUGCCUAUGUCCUUGAAGAGCGUUCAUAGAAUGACUGCACAUUUACCAUGCCAGAUGACUGGUGACAGUUUUACACUUUGGCAGUAUCGUUAACAAAAGCAUUUGCAUAAGCAAAACAAAAAAACUUGCCCACGUGAAUUUUCAUAACUGCCAAGCUUAAAGAAGCUAUGGCACCUGUGCUGUUAAGACUAUUCAAUAACUUUAUUGUUAAUGCCACGAGAAAUACUUCUGAUGCCUGUUUGAUGAAUCAAGAUUUCCUUGUGCUUAAGUGGCAUCAAAGCUGGUUCGGGCUAAUCAUUUGCCACAUUGGCAUCACAGUUACAGUGAUUCAUAUUUUUCUAUGCCUUGCGCUCCGAAUUCACAAGCACAAUGUUUCCACAAUUAGAUUGAUAGAUUCCAAAGCUUGGCUGCGAUUCAUUAUUUUUCAGUGCUGUUGUUCAACUCACCGAGAGAACGUUCGUUUUAGUAGGCACAAUUUAUUUAUUAAUCUUUGGUUAGCAGUGAGCUUACUUUAGUUAGCAUCGAUUGGCAUUGCGUGCAGUGUAUUAUUGCAAACACUUUGUCUUCCACAACAUCUAAUUCAAAUGUGGAUGGUCAUGUGCGCUGUGCCUUCGCUUGUUCCAGUGCAUUUACUUUUUCACUCGUCAUUGCUGGUUGUGACAUGUAUCUUCUCAAAAAAAGAACAGAAGGGCCUAGCCACUUAAUGACUCAUUAGGCUGUUCUUUGUUCUGUCAUGAGCUGUCUUCUCUUGCGCGUAUUCGCUUGGAGGUUGAUUUCAAUUUUUCCAUCUAAAGACAUGUGAAACGUAGAAAUGCUCUCGUUAAACCGAGUCUCAACUAAGUUGAAUGAACUAUUGUAUUCGAAACAUCAAGCCAGGUUCUACUGAUGUUGGAGGCAGACUAUUUAUUUGUACCCUCAGCUUGUUAAAAUAUACCCACUUAUUGGUGAAUUAACAUAUAUACCUAUAAUUAACGAGCUUACCACUUUGUAACAGUACCAAGAACUAAUACUGUAAGUUAUGCCUCUUAAUUAAGAAGUAUGAUACCUUAAGAUUACUCUUAACUGGUUACUUGGGUGAAUUUAUCUUCAGAGAUUAUGAAUCGUGUUGUCCUUAUAAUAGAAACUUAAGACUGAUACUUCAGGGAUGGGUUAAGAAUAUGCUUCCCAUUGCUAACACUUCAGCUUAUAUAUCAUUGUGUGAGAGCAUUUUCGUUUUUCACAUGUAUUUUUGCACGAGGGGCUUGAGGUGAACGACUCCUCUAAACAAACACCACCACCACAUGUGCAUUAUUGUGUUAUCAUUCCUCAUCUUUAAAACUGCAAGCUUAACUAGCCCCCAAGCAUAAUGUUCAAUGCAGUGUGUUAUUCCAAGGUAUAAGUGCUACUCAGUACAGGUCACUGUGUUUCCUUUCAUGCAUGUUGAGUGUAGUUGAUGUUGUUUGGUGACAUUUUUGCAUGAUACACAGCCAAACGAUUGUCAGGGUUCUUAGUGGUCAGUGAAACUUUGCAAGAGCCCUCGAGUCUCAUGAAGUUGUUGAAAAAAAAAAAAAAGAAAAGCUAAUUGUUUUCCGCUGAGCAGCACAGAUUUUUGCAUGGGCAUCUGGCCUCAAGGCUAAUGCCCUCCAGAAGUCACGGUUGAUGGUCCCUACAUACAGUUCUCCUAAGUUUGUUUGUUAGUAGCCGAAUUCUUCAAUCACUGUGUUGUGAAACCCCCCACUGAUUCCAUAUACCUGACAUCGAAACAAAGCAUUAAUAAAAAAUGCUAAGGUUGGCUGAUUGCGAUGCCACCUGUAGAUGCAGAAACAAACUAAGAAAUAGCAUUUUAUUUUAAUUUUGCAUGGCACGUGCCCACAUGCUAAAUGAAGUUGGCAGUGUGCUUACAUUUGCGGUUUGCUCAUUGCUGGUGAUGUUAAGGCCAUAGAACUCUCCUACUUUAAUUCUUGCUACGGUAACUCAUAUGGUGGCAGUGAGGACUACAGCAAUGCGCUGUGCUCUGGAAUGGGCUUUUUCCAACUUGUUUGAACAACUCUGAGUCGGUAGAAAUCAAUUUUUGAUGCUUUUGUUUCAAGCCUUUUUCAUGGCCAUACGAGGAAAGAUAAGUUGGAAUCCUAUUGAACACAGAAGUUAAUUUUGGUUCAGCGUUGAGCUGGUGCUUUAUCAUGCUUUUUCAGAACCCUGAAAAUUCUAAAAAAUUGUUGCGCUGUUUUUUUCCCUGCAAGGACUGUGACAGGUACUGAUGCGGAGUUGUCACAGUUACGUGUUGCGCGUGUAUGCAUCGUAGUGAUUACAUCGCACGCAUCGCAGUGAUCAGUUUUGUUAGUUGGGCAAAGCACUGGCUUGUUUGUGCCUGCUAUAAUGAGAUGCGUGCAUCACUCAACAACUGAUGCUGUCAAAGACUCGCUUGGCUGUGUUUCACGCCACCACAACAGCCUACCUCUAGAAACUCAGUAUAUGUAUGUAUAUAUAUAUAUAUAGUUUAUUUAGUUCCUCAGAGAGCGAUAUGUUAUGUUCAUCGCUGUGAUAUCUGUUAACGCGAUUAAUAUGUUUACAGUAUAUGUAUAUUUCUUCCUGUAUUACGGUUAUUGUCACUCACUCAUUAAUCUCAAAAAGUGGUGUACUUUGAGGAGGUGCUUGCACACACACACACACAAAAAGCCCAAAGUCGAAUGCCCCUGGCUAUAAAUUCCAAAAGCAGCAAGUCGUGUUUCUUCAACUUGCACGGCCUAUGCAACAUUUGUCAUUUUAUUUGUUGUGCAACAAUUUGCAAUAACUCAUGUUAAGCUUUUCCUAUUUAUGUAAAAAGUGGUAGAUAAGUUACUCAAUAAACUAUGUUGACAUCAUA